Centruroides sculpturatus (bark scorpion) is the source of this 1695-nucleotide messenger RNA. Its product is annotated as integumentary mucin A.1-like. The transcript has 23 exons. The record is from RefSeq and is a predicted model, not a curated record. Bases 69 to 1694 code for a protein of 541 amino acids. Lineage: Eukaryota; Metazoa; Arthropoda; Arachnida; Scorpiones; Buthidae.
UACUUUUAUGGCGAUCACUUCGUCCGUUUAAAUUAUAAUUUCUUCGAAAUGUUUAUUUUAUAACCGAAAUGAUUGAAAAUUUAAUAUUAUAUUAUGUGUUUUGUUGUUGCUUAGCGUUUGUUCCGGAUCGGCAAAGAGAGAAUCAUAAGCCUGAAGUAAGUCUGAAUGCGAUAGUAUUUACAGGAAGUAAUGAAAGAACAUUGAAACCUGGAGAUAAUUUAAAAGAACGUUUUAAGAGAGACGGUGGAUAUUCCAGUGGAACACUAACUGAUAAACUUCCAAAAGAACCGACAACGAAUACGACAGUGUCGAUAACUGCUGAACCUACAGAAAAACCGACAACAAAUACGAAAGUGUCGAUAACUGAUGAACCUACAGAAGAACCGACAACAAAUACGACAGUGUCGAUAACUGACGAACCUACAAAAGAACUGACAACAAAUAUGACAGUGUCGAUAACUGAUGAACCUACAGAAGAACCAACAACAAAUACGUCGGUGUCGAUAACUGAUGAAUCUACAGAAGAACCGACAACAAAUACAACGGUGUCGAUAACUGAUGAACCUACAGAAGAACCAACAACAAAUACGACGCUGUCGAUAACUGAUGAACCUACAGAAGAAUUGACAACAAAUACUACAGUGUCAAUAACUGAUGAAUCUACAGAAGAAUUAACAACAAAUACGACGCUGUCGAUAACUGAUGAACGUACAGAAGAACCGACAACAAAUACGACAGUGUCGAUAACUUCAGCUACUUCACCAGAUGCAAUAAAGAGUACGACAGAGUCGACAACUUCGAAAACUUCACCAGAUGCAGUGACAAGUACGACAGAGUCGACAACUUCGAAAACUUCACCAGAUGUAGUGAAAAGUACGACAGAGUCGACAACUUCGAAAACUUCACCAGAUGUAGUGAAAAGUACGACAGAGUCGACAACUUCGAAAACUUCACCAGAUGUAGUGAAAAGUACGACAGAGUCGACAACUUCUAAAACUUCACCAGAUGCAGUGACAAGUACGACAGAGUCGACAAAUCUUUGUGAAACAAUUGAAAAUGAAACUAAAAUGACAUGGAAUGAAUUUUGCAUGAAAAUUAAAGCAAAAUGCAAAGUAGAAUCAAAAAAUAUCACAUGUGACUGUGUACAUAAAGAUUAUUAUUUUGACAGCAACGAAAGAAGAUGUCGAAUUAAAGAUCAAUGCAAUAAAGAAGUUUGUGGUGAUGGUGCUAACUGUAUACAUAUUAAAGAUACUUACGCAAUCGAAUGCAGUUGCACUGAGGAACAAUAUUAUGAUUAUUCAGAGAAUAAGUGCUUAAAUAAAAAUAAAUGUUUAGGUAAAGUAUGUAAUGCAUUUAAAGAAUGUGAAGAAGGUGAAUGCAAGUGUAUGGAGGAAUUAAAAGACGAUGGCACAAACUGCGUUGUGAAUGAAAAUAAAUGUAAAGAACUUUAUGGGGAAUACGCCGUAUGCAAUGUAAAAGCUGAUUCAUUCGGUAGACCUUCAUACAGUUUUGAUUGUGGUAAAGGUUAUUACUUACAUCCGAGUUCGAAAAAAUGUGUCGAAAUUAAAGAAAACUAUUGCAAAAUGGGAGAUACGUCAUGUCAACAGACAUGUACCAUAGAGAAUGAAAAGCAGAAAUGCGGUUGUUUCAAAGAGUUUACAUUGAAUUCAGAUAAUAAAACUUGCGGUAUGUAGA